AUGAUUUCCACACGGGUCGUCACCUUGACGAGGAUAUUCGGCCCCGCCGAUCCCGUCUGGGGAAUUGAUCUCCAAGUCGAGCCUCCAAAUUCGAAUUGGGGACGAGACGACAUCGAUCGCUGGGUUACAGAAGGUUGGAAUAGUGUUCCAAACAAAAGCGACGUAUUCUUGAUAGCAGCCUUGUGGAUCCCUGGCUACGGAUACACUAUGUCAUCAUCUCCCAAUGCCUACAAGGCUUCCCGUGAUAUCCUUAUACACAAUGGCGAAGCACUUGCCCCUGCCUGGUCGCAAAAGGUGGAAGAGCGAGAAAACGCGUCUGGGGCAGAUCCAGGAUUUCAUGCUGAAGACGGAGCAUGCUUUCUCUAUGAGAAAAGCUUGCAGAAGAAGCUAGGCGCAAUCGACACAUAUCCUUCCACUGCUACGAAUAAGCCAUAUAUGGUUGUUUAUGGGAGGAGGUGGGUCGGGGCUGCUCCAGGCUUUGUUGCUACCUGCGCAAAGGGUAAGAAAGGAGGCUCACAGCUCAAUCCUGAUUGUUCGUGGGUCAUGAGUGAACUUGGAAUUGAUGUGAAAUUAUGA
Molecule: messenger RNA, 576 nt
Organism: Cadophora gregata
Lineage: Eukaryota; Fungi; Ascomycota; Leotiomycetes; Helotiales; Ploettnerulaceae
Exons: 2
Coding region: 1-576 (191 amino acids)
Source: RefSeq, a predicted model, not a curated record